Teleopsis dalmanni is the source of this 1818-nucleotide messenger RNA. RefSeq lists its product as uncharacterized. The record is from RefSeq and is a predicted model, not a curated record. Bases 1 to 1818 code for a protein of 605 amino acids. Lineage: Eukaryota; Metazoa; Arthropoda; Insecta; Diptera; Diopsidae. The transcript has a single exon. Gene Ontology annotation, molecular function: RNA binding.
AUGAAUGCAAAAGAAAACUUUAGUAGAAUUUAUGUUUCCGAAACGGAAAUAUAUCUCCGUGUAUCAAAUACAAAUUUGCAGGAAGCCGAUAUACGCAAAUUAUUUAAAGAUUUUCAUGUAAUCGAAUGUAAAGUGAAAACGAAAACCAAUAUUAACAUUAUAUUCAAAGAGACAAUUUUGUCGAAGAAAUCUGUGGUACCUAACCCAAAUUCAUUAUUAAAGAUUAAUUACAAUGAUCAGCAAAGAAAGCUAUUAUUGGAGCCAAGUAUUUUUAAAAUACCGACAACACAACAUCUUUCAAUUCAAAAAACGUUAAGCUUCGAUAGUGAAUCGUCCACUGCGACCACAAAACAGUUACACACCGUUUAUACAUCAGCACCUACUCUCGGAACCCAGCGUUUAACAAAUAAUGGAGCAAUAACCCAAUUACCAAUAAUAAAAAGUUUCGGUAAAAUAUUGUUCACCCCAACCACCAGCCAAUGGGGAAAUACCUUGUUAACCAUUAAUUCGACAAAUCCUAGAAUGACAACAGCAGGUAUGCAGCCUUCAGUUGUAAAUAGUGCAAUAACUCAAUCAUUUAUGAUUGAAAAUGUAAACAAGAAAUCGUUCACGACAACCAACAAUCUAUUGCAAAGUACUUUGCCAACCAUUAAUUCCGCAAUAAUUCCAAUAUCAACUGUAGGUGUACAGCCUUCAACUAUAAAUAGUGGUCUGUUACCAACAAUUAAUAAUUUUGGCAAUAAAUCGUUUACAGCGACCACCAACCAAUUACAAAGCAUUAUGCCAAGGAUUCUUACCAUACCAUCUGGAGAUGUACACACUUCAGCAGUAAAUAGUGCAAUUACUCAGUCAUCUAUAACUGAAAACGUCGGUAAGACAUCGUUCGCGACAAGCACCAACCUGUAUGGAAGUACUUUGCCAACCAUUAUUUCGCCAAUACAUCCAAUACCAACUGUACUUAUACAAAGUUCAGGCAUAAAUGGUGCACUAGCUCAGUUACCUAUAGUAAAAAGUUUUGGCGGGAAAUCGUUAACGGCAAUCACCAACGAAAUGCAAAGCAUUUUUCCAAAAAUUCCUACAACACCGACUGUGGAUAUACAACAUUCAGUUGUAAGUAGUGCAAUUACUAAGUCACCUAUAACUGAAGAACUCAGUAAAGAAUCGUUCACGGCAGCCACCAACCAGUUGCGAACCACUAUGGCAGCCGCUUAUACAAACACACCCAUAAUGAAUAGAAGAAAAAAUCCCAUUAUAUCACUUAAACGUACUUUGCCUAUAGCGGAAAUCAAUGCGGCAAAACUACCAUUAAGAGUAGUAAAAAUCGCGAAGAAAAAACGUGAUGAAGAAGACGUUGGUUCCACUCCUAAUAUUAUUCCAAAGCCACUUAAAACAGAGUUUCAAGAGAAGAAAAAAGAAAAUGUGAAAUCUGAUGUAAUUCCAUUAAUAGGUAAAACAAGAUUAAAUGCUAGUAGUAGUCAAGGAAACCAGUCACUAUCUACCAAUGUUAAAUUGUAUUACGCAAUGCCUGGCACUUAUGAGCCGAACGAGAAAUUUGUUGCAGGGCCUGAAGGCAGUAAUAUAAUUUUAUAUGACUUUCCAGAUGAUUUUUUGACAUUAGAUUUGGAGAUGAUAUUUUUACCAUAUGGAAAUGUCGUAUCAACGAAAAUAUCAUCAGAUAAUGUUUUUCGGCGCAUUUGUUUCAUCGCUUUCGAUAAAGCUGAGUCUGCAGAUAUGGCGGUUAAAGCAAUCCAUGGAUUAAAUAUGGGUGCAAAUACUCUUAAGUGCCUUAAAAUUCAUUUUAAGAAUAAUUCUAAAUAA